Messenger RNA from Astrephomene gubernaculifera, 1117 nucleotides. The record is from the annotation of a GenBank genome assembly. Lineage: Eukaryota; Viridiplantae; Chlorophyta; Chlorophyceae; Chlamydomonadales; Astrephomenaceae.
GGCUCCCUCCCUGACUUCAAUGCAAGGGUUGCUGACAAAGGCCGUGGAUAGGGUCGUGGAAGUUACGGAGGAAGCAUCGAACACUAAACCUGUGCCGGUGCUCGCCAUUGUUCAGCUUAUGAUUGAGGUAACCAAGCGGCAGGAGCAGGAAGAGUACAGCAAUAAGGUUGCAGCUCCGGCGAACCUGGCUCCCGGAGAUCACACAGCAGAUGUGGUGAGCCCGGCUCCUGCAGAAUAUGUCGGGGCUGCAGCUGUGGUGAAUUUGGCUCCUGCAGGAUAUACAGCGGCUGUACCUAAGGUGACGUCUCCAGUGCAUCCUGCUGGCAAGGAGGACAAGGAGGCACCUGCAGCAUCCCCACCCGAAGAAGCCCCACCUUUUGAGGCGGGCGAGGAGGUUGGAGACAGCAUCAAGCGCAUCUUCAAGAACCUGUACGACAAGAAAUACUUCUGUGAGCUCUGGAAAUACGUGCUGAAGGCGGUUAGAAGUGACAGUUAUAAGCUGACCGCUAUAAUGCUGGACCUCAUCUGCAAGGAGUACCCCAGGAUGCUGGUGCACGUAUCCGGGGCCUCCAUGACCCACCUCAUUUGCCACUUCCCCGACUUCUUCCACACACUGCUGUACAAGUUGCAGGACGUGUCGGUCCAGGACGUUGUUGGCUUCAUUAACUCCUUGACGAACGAUGUGGUCCAAGCGAAGUAUGAUACAAGUUGCCGCAUCUACCAGGAGCUGGUGGAGGGACUUCGAAAGGUGAACAAUAGGGUGGUAACUGCACUUUUCGAGAAUGCGCGCCAAGAUCUGCUCGACGACAUGGCAAGGCUCCCCCCCUUUGAGAACUUUGUCAUGCUCAUCGUGGACAAGCGGAAUGACAACGUGGUGGGUGCGUAGAUGGGUCGCAGUUCAUGCAACAGUUGUUGGGGCAGCACAGUGGAAGCGGAUAGGUGGCCAUGCAUGUGUUUUCUAUGGUCAUUGCGGGUAAUAAGCGGACUAUGAAAGGGGGCUGGGUGGUGGCUUCUAACCGCGCGGACAACAGGGUUAUUUGGCUGCCGUGCAUGCAAUCCCAGACGGUCUCCCAAUCCUCCCAAAUUCGGUGAGGAGCGGUGAGGAACUACUCCAAGC